Messenger RNA from Triticum aestivum (bread wheat), 1958 nucleotides. Its product is annotated as NADH dehydrogenase [ubiquinone] flavoprotein 1, mitochondrial. The record is from RefSeq and is a predicted model, not a curated record. Gene Ontology annotation, biological process: mitochondrial electron transport, NADH to ubiquinone. Bases 198 to 1715 code for a protein of 505 amino acids. The transcript is spliced from 2 exons. Gene Ontology annotation, cellular component: respiratory chain complex I. Gene Ontology annotation, molecular function: NADH dehydrogenase (ubiquinone) activity; 4 iron, 4 sulfur cluster binding; NAD binding. Lineage: Eukaryota; Viridiplantae; Streptophyta; Magnoliopsida; Poales; Poaceae.
UAUCAGGCCGCUGGCCCAUUUGGCCAGCUAUACUCCACACACACACACACACACACACACAGCCGCGGCCUCGAAGAGCGCUGGUUCCCCUCCUGCACCUGGCCUGGAGCUCGCCCCGUUUCUCCUCCCCACACCACACUAGCCUCUCCCCGGUUUUUCCCCAAAUCCGACGGACUCGAGGCCAAGCGGAGGCGGAGAUGGCGCUGCGGUGGGCGCUGCUCAGAUCGGCGGAGAUCUCUCCCGGUCGCAAGGCUGCACUUGAGUACUUGCAUUCUCUAUCAAAGGCACAGCCUACUAGUUCUAUCUCAUGUGCCGGCCUGCAUCCUGCUGGCAGAUCAUUCAGCACCCAGGCUGCUACUACAUCAAGCACACCACAGCCUCCACCACCACCCCCACCUCCAGAGAAGACUCACUUUGGUGAUCUUAAAGAUGAAGAUCGUAUUUUCACCAACCUCUAUGGUCUUCAUGACCCUUUUCUGAAAGGUGCAAUGAAGAGAGGUGAUUGGUAUAGAACCAAGGAUUUAGUGAUUAAAGGGGCAGAUUGGAUAGUGAAUGAAAUGAAGAAAUCAGGUCUACGAGGGCGUGGAGGUGCAGGUUUUCCGUCUGGCCUCAAAUGGUCUUUCAUGCCCAAAGUGUCUGAUGGACGUCCUUCUUAUCUUGUUGUUAAUGCUGAUGAGAGUGAACCAGGAACUUGUAAAGACAGGGAAAUCAUGCGCCAUGACCCCCACAAGCUUCUGGAAGGUUGCCUGAUUGCUGGAGUUGGAAUGAGGGCAUCAGCUGCUUACAUCUACAUUCGAGGUGAAUAUGUGAAUGAGCGUCUGAACCUUGAGAAAGCUCGGCAGGAAGCAUAUGCAUCAGGACUUCUUGGUAAGAACGCUUGCGGGUCAGGCUAUGAUUUUGAUGUACAUAUACAUUUUGGUGCUGGUGCCUACAUUUGUGGUGAAGAGACUGCCCUACUGGAGAGCCUUGAAGGCAAGCAGGGUAAACCAAGGCUGAAACCACCUUUCCCUGCCAAUGCUGGGCUGUAUGGCUGCCCCACAACUGUCACAAAUGUUGAAACUGUUGCUGUGUCUCCAACAAUUCUUAGGCGUGGCCCAGAAUGGUUUGCGAGUUUUGGACGCAAGAAUAACUCGGGAACAAAACUUUACUGCAUCUCAGGUCAUGUGAACAAACCUUGUACCGUUGAGGAGGAAAUGAGUAUACCUCUGAAGGAAUUGAUCGAGAAGCACUGCGGAGGUGUGAGAGGAGGAUGGGACAACCUGCUUGCAGUUAUCCCUGGCGGUUCAUCUGUUCCUUUGUUGCCAAAGCACAUAUGUGAUGACGUGUUGAUGGACUAUGAUGCACUAAAGGCUGUACAGUCCGGAUUAGGCACUGCAGCAGUUAUGGUGAUGGACAAAUCCACAGAUGUAGUUGAUGCGAUUGCUAGACUGUCAUACUUCUAUAAGCAUGAGAGCUGUGGGCAGUGCACGCCUUGCCGUGAGGGUACAGGAUGGCUCUGGAUGAUCAUGGAGAGGCUCAAAGUGGGCAAUGCAAAGCUAGAAGAGAUCGAUAUGCUUCAGGAGGUGACGAAGCAGAUUGAAGGCCACACAAUCUGCGCCCUCGGGGAUGCUGCAGCAUGGCCCGUGCAGGGUCUUAUCAGGCACUUCAGGCCUGAGCUGGAAAGGAGGAUCCGCGAUCGAGCUGAUAGCGAGCUGCUGAUGGCAGCUUCUGCAUGAGCACCACUUCUGUUUUCCUGAUUUUAUUCACAGAAAUAAUGCAAACCGGUGAAGCUCUUCUGUACAAGCAGAUGUAGCUUACCUUAUUGGUUCGAACCUUUUAUGUCCAUGUUUAUUUGAUGCGCUGGUGAAGCCUUGUGUGCUUUGAUGGAGAAGUAGAAACGAAUUUGAAGGAUUGUACCUUGUAUGUUACAUGAGCCUGUUUUUCUUCUUUAAUAAUGUUAUAAAGAAUGACUAUCCUCA